CCGUUGCAAGGUAAUCUCCUGUAUGAUCAAAUUCUACCGCUGAAAUAAUAUCAGCUUCACAAAUGAGUUAGCUAUGUUGAAAACUCAUGCCUUUUUGCGCUUAUCCAAUUCAUACCUUCUGUGAUGUCCUCAACAUCACCCUUGUCGCCAAAACAUCUAACCAAGUUAGUAAUCCAUCAUCUGCUUCCAAUUUUUACAUACUGGGCAAAUCUCCAUUGAUCCGAUAAAUCUUCUGAUUCGUCCAUCGUCUUCACAGCCUGGCUUUCCUUUACUUUUUCGUUCUGACCUGUUCCUUCACCAAUUUUCGUCGUUCUCGAGAAUUAUAAUCUCAAAUUUCAAAGGGUAUCUCUAUACCGUCUUUCUUGUUUUUAAUCAAGAUGUUUAUUAAAGAUUCUUAACUUUCAAUGGCAAUUCUUCACCUUGGUUCGAAAUUCCUUGGUGGUACGUACUAAAGUAAAAAUCUCACUCCCCCCUCACGGGAAGCCUGAAAGGGUAAGUAUGUCUUGUGGCAGAUUUGAAAAAUGUUUCUAUUCUAUUUGGUUUAAAUUUUUUUAAGGAAUCGAUUGAAGGGUCAUUUGCCCUAUAUCUGGAUGGUUCCAGAGGUAUUGUUGCUAAUGUUGUUUUUUCACUACGAAGGUAAACAAAGCCAGUUUCACAAAGGAAAGCUGCCAAAGGGAAAGGGAAUUUUGCAGAGGAUGCGACACGAGAAUUUUUUACUUUCUUCUUUGUUUAGGUUUCAUAAGGGCUACCGAGCUUCUUUUCAAUAGGAACGCUUGCUAUACAAGUUCUUUACGAACCAAGAGAAGAGAUUCAAGCUUUUUUUUAUAAAAUUUUUUGUUUUACGAUAGUUUUCUAGACGUUUGUGGGUUUUUACAUGACUUGAAUUUGAAGCCUUGAGGAUUUAAUAUUUCAGCCCUUUUGGACAAAUGGGAAUCAAAUUGUAUUAUCAUCAACAGGGCUAAUAUACACACGAAAAAGCUCUUCAUUCCAAUCUUUCUCAUUAAUAAUCUUUUCGUCUCUGAGGAGGAUGAGGUGGAUCCACAUGCUUCGGACUGAAUUGCGUUAGUAUUGUAUUCAUAAGAUUCUCGGAUUCCCAAAUCACUUACUGAGGAUCAGGACAAUUGGGACCUGAGGGGCAGAAUCCUGAUAAGUAUCGUUCACAUAUUUUUGGUUUUCGUACAUGUUUUCCACGGCAGACGGGACCUAAUGGGCAAAAACCCAUGUUGUACCAAGCACAUACACCAACUUGCUUACUAGGAUCUAAAUGAAGAUACAGACAUUCUUCUCCAUUAGAGCACCAUCCCCUCUCUGCGUAAAAAUGGCACGGUGGCAUUUUCUUUAAAUUAUACUCAUGCAGAAAGUCACAUUGCUCUCCCUUCUUACAGAGACCGCGAAGCCUAUGAUUUCAUUAAUAUCCAAAACCUUUAGUGAAAAAAAAACUACCAAUGCUUGCAAACCACGCUGCCCAUCUUGGAGCCCGAUUCGCGGCCAUGCAGUGAAUGAAGCUUUCCCGCUUCGCCAAACUCGAAAUUUCGGGCUAAAUAAUCAUCAAAUCGAAAUGUUACUGAGGAAAAAUCAGCUGCAAUCGCUUUUUCCUUAAUAUAAUCCGUCAUUUUGGCUGACUGGGGAAAUCGCUAACGACAGGUCAGGUCUCUCAUGUCUACCUUCGCUCACAGGUCCUCACGAGGAAAAUGACAUUCCGUUGAAAAUCUCAAAGAUAUUUUAUGAAACGCAUGUUUAUAGUUGUAGAAAGGAGCUCGCUCCCUUCCUACCUCUAGGUCUUCAUCAAUUCGUGUUCUCCUCCUACAGUCUAUACCAUGACAUUGAACAGCUUUCUGUUAAAAACCAGGAAAAAAUAAAAGAAAUGCAGAGAAUAUAUGAGAAAUUAGUCAAUAUUUCGGUUUCUCUCCCUGCACUUUAAGACUUGCUGCUGGGAGCAUUUGGUUUCCUGAAGAUGAAUUGACUUCUAGAGACUAUUAGAAGUUUCAUUAUGAAUAAAUUUUAGACGAGCCAUCUCUAUUAUAAUGGAAUAAAAUACCGCAGAUUGAGUUUCCCUUUUUUACUACUUUCCUACUGACCUUAGACUUGGAAACCAGUUCUUUUAACGAGAAUUCAUGCAAACAUUCGAAGGGUAGUUCUCAUUCUAUUCCAUCUGGAAAAAUUUCUCUUUUUCUCUUAUUUACGUGUAAUUUUACUACGGUUCCUCUUUGUAGAUCCCCCAGCUUCAAGAAAGGACUUCAUAUAGAAGAGAAAGGAACGUUUAGAAUUCGAUUCAUUCAGUCUAUUGAAUAUCUAUUUAAUUUUAAAUUAAGAACUGUUAAAAUAUCCUUUUGAUCGGGAUCUUGUGUUUCAAGAAUCUGGCAUUUCAUCAAGUUAGAACAUUCGUGGAGGCUAAUUUCCUUCGUUACUGAAUUUUUCACUGGUUGAUUUACUCAAUUCGUCUUCUUCUUAUCGAAACAUGCCAAUUCAGCUUGGAUUGCAGCGUAUGGUUCAACUCCUAAAGCAUUUGGGAAAUCCUCAUGAGACUUUUUGUGCUAUUCAAGUUGCCGGAACAAAUGGAAAAGGAAGUAUUUGCAGCUAUAUAUAUACAACCUUGUUACAAGCAGCCAUAAAGACUGGUCGAUAUACUAGUCCGCACUUUUUUGAGCCUAGGGAUACCAUUCAUAUGAAUGGCCGAGCCGCAAGUAAAGAAAUGUUUGAAACCUGUUAUAAGCGGGUCAUGGAGAUCGAUAAACGCUUUGGUACCAAUGCGACCGAAUUUGAGCUCUUGACAGCUACUGCUUUCGAAUGCUUUUGUCAAGCUGGUGUACGGGUGGCUGUGAUUGAGACAGGUUUAGGAGGUAGAUUAGACGCUACAAAUGUAUUUGAAUCACCUUUGUUAUCUGUGAUUUCUCGGAUUGGUAAAGAUCAUGAAGCCUUUCUCGGAAAUACACUGGAAGCGAUCGCUCGAGAGAAAGGAGGAAUCUUCCGCGAGAACGUCCCUUGUGUCAUUGAUAUAACUAAUAAAUCUAGUGUGCUAAGAGAGCUUGAAAAAGUUGCUCAAGAAGUUCACGCUGGACCUGUUUAUUUAGCUUCAGCAAAGGAGACAAAUCAGGCUCAGACUUGGAGUGUCACAAGCCCCUCUUGGGGAACGAAUGAUUUCCAGACUUCUUUGAAUGGUUCUUAUCAAGGUGCUAAUGUUGCUUGCGGUGUAUAUGCUUUGGAUGUGCUAACGGCUUCCUUCCCAUUAAUGAUUCCUCAUGCACAGAACGGAAUAAAAAACACUAUUUGGCCUGGAAGAUUAGAUUUUCGAGAGAUUCCGGGUGUGGGAAAGGUUUUGUUUGAUGGAGCCCACAAUCAAGAUGCGGCCAUAGAACUGGCCAACUUUGUGAAUCUCCAACGAGAAAAGAAUGCUACCAAGUCAGUCUCUUGGAUGGUAGCUUUCACGAAUAGUAAAGAUGCAAAGUCCAUUUUAGAUUCACUAGUUCAUCCAGGGGACACGGUCUAUGUUACCCAAUUUUCUUCCGUACAUGGGAUGCCUUGGAUUCAAUCUAUGGAUUCUAAAGUGAUUCAAGAAUAUUUAUCCAAGAAACAGAUUCGAACCAUACUCGUUGAUCCAAAAAAUAAAAAAGAAUCAUUGUGUUCUGCAGGAAGUCAAAAUCCUCUUAGUGUUGUUUGUGGAAGUCUUUAUUUACUCGGCGACAUGUACAAAAUUCUCAAUUUGGAGUAAUGCGAUACGAAAUUAAAAUACGAAUAACAUUUAAUCUCUAAGGAGCGAUUAUUCUUUCAUGAAGAAAAAUGAUUGCUUUUCUAUAGAGGAUUUUUGGUGAGAUAUAUAAUAUAAAUAUGGUAUAUAUCACGUAUAAUUUUUAUGUGUUCGUAAAUGGUGAGGGUUCUUUUUCCAAUAGAAACAUUACUUUGAUUAUACUUCAUUAUAAUCCUUUUUAUUUCACGCUUUCGUCCAUCAACCAAAUAUUUAUCUAAUAUGAUUUGCAUUCAAAUCAGUGUUUACUAACGAUCCUUUGUUCAUUCAGCUCGUAACAUAUUUCUAAGGGUGCACUAAACAUUUAUCGAGAUCGGUUUACC
Messenger RNA from Schizosaccharomyces cryophilus OY26, 4065 nucleotides. Its product is annotated as folylpolyglutamate synthase. The transcript has a single exon. Gene Ontology annotation, cellular component: cytosol; mitochondrion; cytoplasm. Gene Ontology annotation, biological process: folic acid-containing compound biosynthetic process. NCBI's taxonomy places the organism in Eukaryota, Fungi, Ascomycota, Schizosaccharomycetes, Schizosaccharomycetales, Schizosaccharomycetaceae. The coding region runs from base 2459 to 3709 and encodes 416 amino acids. Gene Ontology annotation, molecular function: tetrahydrofolylpolyglutamate synthase activity; dihydrofolate synthase activity; ATP binding. The record is from RefSeq and is a predicted model, not a curated record.